Molecule: messenger RNA, 6798 nt
Organism: Paramuricea clavata
Lineage: Eukaryota; Metazoa; Cnidaria; Anthozoa; Malacalcyonacea; Plexauridae
Source: the annotation of a GenBank genome assembly
AGCAAUUCCAUCCUCUAUUGUUGAUUUGUACAAUUUGGAACAUUUGAAUCUGUUUAACAAUUUUAUUGAGGUAUGAAUGAUGAUGAAAAUAUAAAUAAUGUAUAGUACAGGUACUUAGCAGACAAAAUAUCCAUUUUAGAAAUGCUCAGAUUGCUACCUCAGCUCAAUUCUAAUAUAACUGAUUCAUUUGCAUUAUCUUGUUAGGAACUUCCAACAUCAAUAACUACAUUAUCAAAACUGAAAUUUUUGAAUGUUGGGUAAGCCUACUAUUCAUACUGUUCAUGUUUCCUAUGGUUAGAUAUUGGCUGAGUAGGGCUAUGAAUACAAUCAAACAAUCAUUAAUAUCACAAACAUCAGGCAGUGCUGACAGCAAAAUAAAGUGCAGUUAAUACAAAAAUGGCAAAUCUUCAGUACUCAUAUUUUAUACCAUCAAGUCAUACUUGUAGUCAAAUUUAAAGUUAUCUGACUUUAAUCUCAUGUUUCAUUCAAUUUAUUCUUUAGUAUCCUCAAUCAAUUUUAUACUCAUAAUUAUACUUAUACAUCUUUAUUGUUUGUAUACUACAGUAUACAGUAUUGUACCAUUAUGUUUCUUACAACAGGGUUAACCGUUUGAGCUCUUUGCCUCGAGGUCUUGGUUCCUUGCCUUGCCUGGAAAUUUUAGAGUUAACAUACAACAACCUCAAUGAAAAUUCUCUUCCUGCAAAUUUUUUCCUGCUAGCAGGUAUGUACACUCAUUUACAGUAUGGCAUAAAUGGUGGCACCACCAAAUCUCACAAGUAAAGUUUAUUGACCGAAGACAUUGCAAUCUUUGCUAAAAUCCAUUUCUGUUUUGCUUCCUCCAUUUCACACAAAUGCCACUGUAUGAGGGAGAAGGUUAAUUAAAGUUUUAGCGGCCAAUUUGCUGUUAAUUAAACAUGAUGGUACUGCAUGUAUCUGCAGUACAAGUAUUUGUUGAUGGCCUCUGUACUGUAAGUAUGCUGUUGUACCAUUGUAGUUGCACAAUCAUAUGCUAGAAUUCAGAAUGUGAAUUUAUUAUACUAUUGUAAAAAUCCUUAAUACAGUACGUUUUAAAAAUGUACUCACUACCUGUAUUAGAAUUUAGAAUUUCAUAUUUGUAAUAAUUAGAUCCUGAAAAGCCCAAUUGGGAGUAUCUAAUAUUGUAUAAUAAAAAUAAUAAUAUAUGAUGAUUGUACUAUCUACUGAGUACUAAUUAUCAUGAUUGUGAAAUGCAUGUUACAUGUAUAAAGAUUUUGUUUUGUCAUAAUGGCUUGCUGUAGAUAGUCUACGAGCUCUGUAUCUUGGUGACAAUGACUUUGAGAAGUUGCCAGCAGAUUUUGGAAAGUUGAAAAAUUUACAAGUGGUAAGUUAUGAACAGUGAGGAAAUGUCGUUCUGGAGGAACCACAUGAAUUGCCUUUGAUAUUCACUAAUUCAGUUAAAUUGCUGGUUCUUGACGUAGUUUUCUAGCGAAUGAUCUUACGCAAAACAUUGGUGAUUGGAAUUCCACUAUGUUGCAGUAUAUUAGCAGUAACAAUUACAGGUAGUCAGGGUUUUUUUCAGGAUUUUCUCUUGGGUCCGUUUUUGCAGAGAAGAUUGAGUUUAGCUGAACAGCUGGGGAGGGUCUGGAACUCCCUCCCUGCCCACUUCAGUGUAGUUGAGAUGCAAUGUGUUAAAGCAGGGGCACUAAAGGACACUAUAAACUGGUUAAUUAAGGAUUGCGAAUGUGUUGUUUUUCUUGUGUUGUGAAAUGAAUUCCAGCCAUAUUUCUCUUAAUUUUCGGGUUUUCAACUGAAAACUAAUUUGCACACGUCAUGAAUUUAACUCAAACAACUUCAUUUUCAAGAUUUAGUUUUUGGGGCCGUUUUACGGCCGUAAAAAAUCCCUGAAAAAACCCCUGGUAGUGCAAGUAAACAAUGUCAAAGGAACUAUUUUCAAUUUCUUUUACAGUUGGUAUUACGAGAUAAUGACUUAGUGCAAUUACCAGAAGAACUUGGUGAACUCACAAAUCUAAAGGAAUUACAUCUUCAAAAUAAUCGCUUGACAGCUCUUCCACCAUCGUUAGGUACGUUUCAUGAUCAUCCACUAAAAAUGUUGUCGAUUUUCAGGCGAGGAGUUUUAAUUUAAGCAUGAUUUUGCAAAAAGUAAGUUAAAACAAUAAUCAACCAUAUUGUAACCAAAUCGUAUAGGAAAACAGCCUUGACUGAACGUGUUAAAAUUUGGUUUUCUGCCCAUCAUUGUUGCCCAAGGGCAAGGGUAACAAAACUUAUACUGUAACUAAAGUGAAACUGUAAUAUUUCGACUUUAACUCUUUAUCGACAAGCGACAUCUUGACGAUUUUACAACUCAAUUGUUUAUAACGUAAAUUUCUCAGCGCGUAUUCACCCCCCUUUAAAACAAGGAAUACCAUUGAAAUCCUAAUAAAAUAACCUUUUCAACGGGGGGUCGAAUGCUGUCAAAGCAUUACACAAACCGAAACAAUCAUAUAUUUACUCACCGCUUGGCCAAAAUUUCGGAAUUUCGUUUCCACAAUAGCGUAAAUAACUUGUGAAUUCUUCAGAGUUCGGCUCAAAUCAAUAAGAGUGAAAUAUUACUUGUAUUCAAGCGCUUUUAUAUCCAAAAUUUCAUUUGAAUACAGCCAGUAGAAAUGUUUAUUUUGAGUUUUUAAAAAUAUCGGGUUUUUCUUGUUUUUUCUCGCACGCGCGUGCCACACGCUAAAAUUGGCGAAUAAGAAGUAUCCGUAGCCCGAUGCACGUGCAAAUCAUGCUGCAGAUGUAAUUUGACCUUUAGAAUCGAUUUCCGACGUUUCCCGAGCGCUAGGAUGUAAACCAGAUGUAAACACGCGAUGUUUUGGCGAAUUUAAAUCGCAUUUCCGGUCAAAAAAUAUCCCGCUGAGUUCGCUGAGUUCGCUAAUAUCGCAACAGAUUGAAAUAUCGAAAUAAAAGGCGAAGAACUGAGGCUACAAGCCUCAAAAUAACACUGUAAAUAGUGUUUUUGAUUGUGAAUCGAACAAGCCUACAAGAAAAAAUACAUGUUUGAAGGGGCCAAAGUUGUGUCUGGCAAAAGGUAUGGCUUUAGUGAUAAAUUGUUUACAUUUUUCGAACAAAUAUGUAAUUUGUUGAAAUAUGAUACGUCUUGACCCUUCAAAGGUCAUAAAUCGCUAUAAUGUUUGUCUUUGACUAAAACUAUCAUUAUGAAUCAGGAAAUAUUAUUUCGCUGAAUUGAAUGGUGGUAUUUUCAUCUACGUAGCAUGUACUGAACCGAAGAUAUGAACCUCCAAAAUACUAUUGCAGUUCUGCAAAAUCGCAUUUCUGGUCAAAAAAUAUCCCGCUGACUUCACUAACAUCGCAACAGAAUGAAAUAUUAAAAUAAAAGACGAAAAUCCGAGGAUACAAGCCUCAAAAUAACACUGUAAAUAGUGUUUUUGAUUGUGAAUCGAACAAGACUACAAUGAAAAACACACGUUCGAAGGGGCCAAAGUUGUGUCCAGCAAAAGGCAUGGUUUUAGUGCUACAUUGUUUACAUUUUUAGAACAAAAAUGUAAUUUGUUGAAAUAUGAUACCUCUCGAGCCUUCAAAGGUCAUAAAUCGCUAUAAUAUUUGUGUUUGACUAAAACUAUCACUAGAAAUCAGGAAAUAUUAUUUCGCUGAAUCGAGUGGUGGUAUUUUCAUCUACGUAGCAUGUACUGAACCGAAGAUAUGAACCUCCAAAAUACUAUUGCAGAUCUGCAAUAGUUUUCACAGGGUCGGUCGAAAAGGAGUUAAUACUGUAUUUCAAAGUAAUUUAUUUUAAGGGAAAGUACAUUUAUUAUGCCGAGGGGGGGGGGAUGAAGAUGUUAAGGGGGGGCUCCGAAAUAUUUUCUGGCAUUAAAGGGGGGGCUCUUCUUGAUAUACUGAAGGGGGGGCUCUAAACUUUUCAAAGGUUUGACCCCAACAAAUUAAAGUUAAAAUUUUUACAUCAGUUUCAGGUAAAAUUUGCGUAAUAAAGUAAUUAUUUUUGUGAAAUGAUAACCAUUUUUGUAAAAUACAGUCAAUUUACGUGCAAUUUGUUUGCGAAAUUAGCUUUAGAAAAUGCCAGAAAUUCAGUCCUAGAGCUUCGAAAAUGUAAAAAUUUUCUGGGGGAGGACCCCCAGACCCCCCUUUUCUCCCAAAACUUAGUAUAAGAGUGCCAAUCAAUCACAAAAAGCUUUAUUAUAAUUAUUACACGUAUAAUCCUCUGACAUCCCCCCCCCCACUCCAAACGUCAGAUGCUUUGCUACGUCCCUGAUGGUUGUAUUCGAAACCGAUUUCAGUUUUAAGAUAUCCUUAGUCUGCUCUUCUAAAUGGAUACAUGAAAUCACCUAUAGCUUAUUUUAAAUUUUUUGGCGCCAGGUUUGUGAAGUAACUUACGCGCCAAAAAGUAGCAGUUCCAAAAACAAAAAAGCAUAUACGAUUUGCAAAAAUGAUGUGUUCUAUGUUUAUGGGAUAUUUCGUACAAACGGAAUGGAAAUUAAAGAAAUUGAAGCAUAAUGGCACUUUUGCAUGCAUUUUUGACAGGCAUACAAAGACAUUUGCAACAGAUGCCGGGAGACACUUGGGUGGGGGCGACAUUCUGUAAGGUUCCAGCACAUUACCCUGAUCCAGGAAAUCCUGGCCACUACAUGAACGUGUUCAAGACUCCGAAUACGCUGAAUGAUGGACAACAACAACCUGUUGAUAAUUUCACCCCUAGAGCCAAUUUAAAAUGUUUUAAAGACGGUGCCAUUUCAUCUGGCGCUAGUGAGGUGAAAGAAGCAGCAGAUCGGUAGUUUUGUUGAGGAGAAGCACAUGCUUGAGUAUAUCAGACAUCUUGAGGAACUGCAAAUUGUAUCUAUGAUAAGAGAGAAUUCUGGAUUGUACUCCUUCGAUUCCGAAUUCUAGAGGGGGGGCAUUGAAAAUUUUAAAAACUUGGAGGGGGGGCAUCGAAAUUUACCGAUAACCUCAACAGGGGCCCUGUAAAAAUAUGAGCUUUUUUCAAGACAUCUUCAUCCCCCCCCUCGGUGUAAUAAAUGUACUUUCCCUAAAGUCGAAAUAAAAACAAAUUUUAAAAAUCACAAAAAAUAAACUAAUAAAAUGAAAAAAAUCGAAAUAAAAACAUUAGUCAUUACCAAAAAAUCACAAAAUAAUCGUAUGAUUUUAUAAUCUUGUACACUUUUUAGGAGUGAUUUGCCUCUCAUUAAUAUUCGGAGUGUAUUUCAUCCUAUAUAUUUCGCGAAAUUAUGCGCUGGUAAAGGAUUUUGUAACAAAACCUUUUUUUUUUCUUUUAACCAAAAGGUAAUUUACAACUUGGUGAAGCAAGACAUGUUUUCAAAGCAGAAGGAAAUUCUUGGAUUCAAGCAAUACAAGAUCAGUUAAUACUUGGAAAUACUCACGUUUUUGAAAGUCUCAAGUCUGAUGCGUACAAAGAGUAAGAACAUAAUAGAGUACUGUGCAAAGGAAAAUACAGGUCGUAAUAAUUCUUUAUGGCAUAAGAUACUGUAUAGACUGGCGCAGCAAAUAUUUAUAAUAAAGUAAUCUGUCCAUUUUUACCUCUACUGAGUAUAGGCGGUCCUCCAGACAGACGUCUGGUCUCCUUCCCAGACUUCUUUAUAUGGCUCCAAGCCUCCAACCCUGAGAACGUCUGUGAAGGACUACUAUACAGUAAAUGUCACGCAUGAGCUCAUGUUAAGCUCAAAUGCAAUCGUUUUAUAGACGGAACAAUAUGCAACUUUCUCAAUAUUGGUACCCCAACCAUACAUGUAACUAUGUCUGGAGGGGGGCAUUGGGGGGGGGGGCUAUUCAAUACCGUAAUACCGCAAGCAAAUUUUGUCAAUUACCGCAGCUUUUGAGUCCAAAAUUGCAAAUAUCGUGUACCGCAAGAUUUCCAAUAUCGUAAUACCACAAUUUUUCAAGGAAACUACCGAAAUACCGUAAGAAAAAUAAGCUAAUACCCGCCAUACCGUAAAUCCCAAUGUCCCCCUCAUUCUGUAGCUUGUUCGUCUUGCGUAAAUCUUGUAAAGGGAGAUGUAUCAGUUAAUAUGCAACAAAUUAUACAUGUUAAACUUAAUAUUCGAUUUAAAACAAAAGACAUGUUUAGCCUGGUCAUCAUUACAACGCAAGCUGCCUCCUCCACCAGCGUCUCUUGGUCUCUUACAGCGCGAACGCGAAAGCGAGCGAAAGGAAAGUAGAGGAAAAGCAGAUGGAAAAGCGGCGAGAGAAUAAUAUUAAACGAAAUUGUAUUAAAGAGACGUCUGGGUACGAGGCAGACAACGCAAGCAUUAGCGCAAUGAUAUAGAGCGAUUUUCGUCUUCUGAUGCAUGUAAAUGAUUAGAUGAGUUGUGAAUGUUUUGAUAGCUCUGUGAAGCUCAGUUGAUAAGUAGAGCGCUGCAAUAAAAUAUUUUCAUAACUGUGUCUUUCCAGGACAUACAAGAGCCAUGUUGAUUCUGGUAUCGAUCCACCACCAAAGAACGAGAAAGAGAAGACAUUAAAACGAAGCAGGAAGAAGGUUCCUUGAAACGAGAGUGGAAACAGAACUAAAUGUUACAAUAUUUUAUAUGAAUAUAUGAUAUUUUUGUAGAAAUGUCUUCAAAUUGGGAGUUGUAUUAUAUGUUGAAUAUUCAAUUUAUAGAACCAUAUAUAGGAGUUAUUUGCAUAAGAAAUAGUAAUCUGUAAAACUUGUCUGUGGCAUGGACCUCAAUUAUGUAACACUGCUUUUGCUGGUAUGAAGAACAAUAAACACAGUGCAGUAUUUGUAUAGUUGUUGUAUACAGGGGUGUAUAUUCUUCAAUGAACUUUGGUUCUUCCCCC